Molecule: messenger RNA, 915 nt
Organism: Tetrahymena thermophila SB210
Lineage: Eukaryota; Ciliophora; Oligohymenophorea; Hymenostomatida; Tetrahymenidae
Exons: 1
Source: RefSeq, a predicted model, not a curated record
AUGAGUGAUGAUGAAAUGCCUCCUGAACUUGAUGACUUAACAGAAGUCAUAUAGAAAGCAAGACCAAAAGAAGAAAAGAGUAGCACAUUAAACGUAGGUGAUUACACUAAGACUAGAGAAGAAAUAUAAAAGGAAGUAUCAGAUUAGCUAGCUAAGGAAAUGGAAUAAAAAAUGAAACUAAAAGCAGAAGAAGAAAAAAGAAAAAAAGAAGAAGAAGCUAAGAAACCAAAAGAUUCAAAAAAAGAUGGAUUGUUUGGUGGAGGUUUUGCAAAAGGAUUUUUAUCUAAUCCUGCUCCCAAGGCUGCUAAAAAGUAGGAAGAAAUAAUAGAAGUAAAAGUAAAUAAGGAAGAAUAAAAAAAAAAUAAACUUGAAAUUAAAGAAGUGCAGGAAGCAAUGAAGCUCAACGAUACUUUAAAUAACACAAAAGAUUAAUGGAUGAAUCCUUAACUCCUUAACCAGAUUGCAACUAAUCCCUUAAUAGCUAAGUUAUUUACAAACCCAGAAUAUAUGUAAGCAAUUUCUUUAAUGUAAACAAAGCCAAAAGAGGCUAUGGAAAGAUAUGGUAAAAACCCUGAAUUUAUGAUGAUUUUCUAAGAAUUCUGCAAAGUGAUGGGCAAUCACUUCCAGGAUUUAUCAUCUAAAGAUAAAGAAGAAGCUAGUAAGAAAGAAUAAGAAAAGCCUUUACUCUAAAAAGUAGAAAAAUUGGAUCCAGAUUAAAAAAGAAUAAAUGAUUUAAUUUAAAAUGAUGCUUAGGUAUAAGAAGCUCUACAAGAUCCUAAAGUUCAAUAAUUUAUUCACUUCUUGUAAACACAAAAAAAAGUAGAUUUUCAUUCUGUUAUGCAAAAAGAUAAAGAUUUAGCUAAAAAAAUAUAAGUUUUGAUCCAAAAGGGCAUUUUAAAUAUUCAAGGUUUCUGA